Vitis vinifera (wine grape) is the source of this 399-nucleotide messenger RNA. RefSeq names its product E3 ubiquitin-protein ligase ATL23-like. The transcript has a single exon. NCBI's taxonomy places the organism in Eukaryota, Viridiplantae, Streptophyta, Magnoliopsida, Vitales, Vitaceae. The record is from RefSeq and is a predicted model, not a curated record. The coding region runs from base 1 to 399 and encodes 132 amino acids.
AUGAAUGUAACCGUCACAGCUAUUGAAGCGGUUCUUCUACUCUGCGCUGGAAUGACCGCGCUUUUUGUCCUCUACUUCGUCGUCUUCUGGUGCUUCGCCUUCCCCAACCAGUCCGAGUUGCGGCGGCAGGAGAAGUCGAGGGCGGAUGAGGGACUGUCGACGUCGGAGCUUGAGAGACUGCCGAAACUUGCCGGAAAAGAUAUGACGGUGACGGGCAUGGAGUGUGCGGUAUGCUUGGAGGAGAUCGAAGGUGACGAACUGGCCAGAGUGGUCCCGGCUUGCAAUCACGCCUUUCAUCUAGAAUGCGCCGAUACUUGGCUGUCUAAGCACUCGGUUUGUCCUCUUUGCCGAGCUCCAAUCAGGCCUGAGUUUCAUUACACAUCUGAAAAUCUCUGCUGA